Parastagonospora nodorum SN15 is the source of this 222-nucleotide messenger RNA. RefSeq lists its product as hypothetical. NCBI's taxonomy places the organism in Eukaryota, Fungi, Ascomycota, Dothideomycetes, Pleosporales, Phaeosphaeriaceae. Bases 1 to 222 code for a protein of 73 amino acids. The transcript has 3 exons. The record is from RefSeq and is a predicted model, not a curated record.
AUGGCAAAUUCCCUUCCUAUGUCGACGAGUCAGCUCGUCGAUCGUGAAAGCGAUUGCAUCUACAUAGGACUCGAAUGGAGGAUCGGGGACGUGAACCGAUCGCCUAAUCGCACAUUCCAAGCUUCCGAAGAUCGCCUUUCGGAAGUUAUCUGGUUGCCGCCUAUGGAGAUAGUCCUCAGCUACGGCGGUAACGUGCAGUUCGACGGGAAACAGUGGAGGUGA